AUGGAUUCUAAAAGUAAUGUAUUUCAAACUAUUACACCUAAUGGUAUAGUAUUAAACACUGAUGACCGUACUGUAACCUUGGAGGAAACUAUAGUUAAGGGUCCCUCCAUUUCUAUUCAACAACAUUUAACCAAUUUGGACAUCUAUAAAAACUCACAAUUGCCCAUAAGUAAUAACAGUGCCAGUGGAAGUCCUGAUUUCACGAACAGCAAUCGUCAUUAUGGUGUUGAUGAAAUGGUUAGGAUGAAAAUGGCUCUUAAGUCAAAUAUUAAAGAAGAAGUUAUGUGGAGCUUAAGAAAAUUUUUAACUUACAGUACGAAAGCUCCUUACUUGAUGUCUCUCAAAUCAACCACAAAUCUGGAUUUAUUAAAUGAUUUUUUAGAAAUUCUUGAGGAAUUUGAUAAGGAUUUUCUAUCAUCAUCACCCAGUAAAAAAAAAUUAAGGAGCUUACUAAGUUCAGAUGACCUUUUCAAAUUGCAAUGUACUCUAACUAGCCUACUAAUUAUUAGGAAUUUAGCACAAGAUUUGGAUAAUACCCAAAUUUUCGCCGCUAAUUCCAUUUUAAAAAAAUUUCUGUUAAGUUUAAUGUCCUUCAAUAAUAAUCCCAAUAAUAUAAUUUAUCCAGAUAAUGUCAAGUAUUUAACUGAGUUCCAAUUUUAUGUUUUAGAAAUUAUGGAAAGUAUUGCAUCUUUUAUUGCGCCAGCAAAGAAAGAUGAUCCAUAUUUUGAAAACCUACUGCACAUUUUAACUCAAUCUAAAGACAACCAUUUGAUAAUUUCAAUUUUAAGAUCAAUGUCAAGAUUACUUGUAAGGUCUAGGAUAGGUGAGGAAAGUUCAGCCGAUAAUAUUAGUGAUGCCGUGUUAACGCAAAUCGUCUCAUAUUUGUUAUUGGCAAAGUCUAACUGUAAUAUAGCGGAUUCUAAUAAUGAUUAUAAAUCUUCAGCCAGCGGAAGCAAAAAGUAUAAACCAAUCAAUACUACCAAUGACAUUAAUGAUAAAUUAAUUUUGGCAUCAUUGGAUUUUCUAUACCAGUAUAUUUUACCCGGGAAUGAGAGAUUAGCUAUAUUAUUGGAGAACCCUACUAGAUAUAGCAUAUUGUUUACGACAUUGCCUAAACUAUUAUCAUACAACGUGCUUAACUAUGGUGAAUUCAAAACUAUUUUAAACCAUACGGAGGUAAAGCUUAUUAAAAGAGUUGAAUUACCACCACCUGAAAGUCCACCGGCUUUGCCUAAAGCAUUAUACAAUCAGAUUUUACAGAUCGAUGAGCCUAAAAGAUCCACCUGUUGGCUAAGGUGUUGUUUUGAGCCGGAUUUAGAGAGCGAGUUUACUCAAAUUAAGCUAUGGAGAGCUUAUGAGUCUUCUUUUGGUGCUAAAGUUAAAGCUCAAGGUAGAAGAAUGAUUCCUGCUGUGGAUUUUAUUAAAAAUGUUUCCAAUUGCUUUUAUAAAGCAUGUGCUAUGGUUAUCACUGAUGAAAAGACAAACACUAAAAGAUUUGUUAUUAAGGGUAUUAAGCCAAGACGACAUGCCGUUGAUAUAGUUAAAGGUACCCAAGAAGCUAUGGCAGUCAUUGCACCUGUUACUAAUUCAAGCAAAAAAAAUAAUCACAACAAUACUAAAAAUAACAAUGGAAAGGUACUGAAGCCACCAAGACAAACAAAAUUGCCAGAUAUUACCUUUCCAGUUGAACUAUCAUCUGUUUCUAAUACAGCCGCCAUGCUUCUAUGUUUAAUAUCAUCUUUUAUAUCCCCCUCUAAGAAUGAUGAGGACAUCAAAAAAUUCUGCACAGAUAUAAAACCUUUUGUUAUAUUAAAAAUAUCAACUAUACCACCUUUAGGUAAGCACUUGUUUGAAUAUCUGGAAAAUACUAAAUAA
Molecule: messenger RNA, 1875 nt
Organism: Saccharomycodes ludwigii
Lineage: Eukaryota; Fungi; Ascomycota; Saccharomycetes; Saccharomycodales; Saccharomycodaceae
Gene: RSC9
Product: Rsc9p
Exons: 1
Coding region: 1-1875 (624 amino acids)
Biological process (GO): regulation of DNA-templated transcription
Molecular function (GO): DNA binding
Source: RefSeq, a predicted model, not a curated record